CAUGUGAGAUGACUUCAGCCGCUCAGGAUGUGACUCUGCUGGGUUUGUGUGAUGGAGAGUUGGACCCUAAGAGACACCAGUCCUCCUAUCUGACUAAUAAAGUGGGAGGGGGGCCUGACUGGUGCCUGGUUGCCCCCCUGCAGCUGCCCCGUUGUGCCCGCUGCAGAGCCCCCCUAUCACACGUGGUUCAGGUGUAUUGCCCCCUGCAGGAGUCUCCAUACCACCGGACCCUUCACCUGUUCGCAUGCCCGGCUGCAGGGUGCAGCGGCCGGGCAGACUGCUGGACGGUGCUCCGCUCUCAGUGUCUGGAAGUACCGGUGACAUCCAGCAGGCCCGAUCCGGUUCAGGAGGCGCCUCGGUCGGCUACUGACUGGUGUGAAGCCGCUGAUGACUGGGGGAUGGAGGAAGAAGAGGAGGAUGAUGGGUGGGGGGGAGGAGGAGGAGUGAAGAAGGAAAGUAAAGUUCAGGAAGAGAAAGCAGCUCCUCAGAUAGAAGCAGGAAGUGAGAUGGACGUCAGCAGCAGACUUCAGGAUCUCCAUCUGGCUGAAUCUCAGCAGGAGGACGACGUCGCUCCUCCCGUUUUCCGCCCGUUCUUCGUCAGCGUGGUGGACGAGUCGGACCUGUACGGGGAAGACGGCGAACUGGAUCACGCCCAAAAGCUGCUGAGGGAGUACGAGAGGAGAGAAGGGGUGAAGGUGGGAGACAUGGGAGGAGACGACGACGACGAGGGAGGCGUCGGCGGGGGAGGGGGGGAGAAGUACGAGAAGACCAAAGCUCGGCAUGGAGACGCCGUCUUCUCCAGAUUCAUGAAGAAGAUCUCGUCGUGUCCUCAGCAGAUCCUUCGUUACUGCCGCGGAGGGAAACCUCUCUUCAUCUCUGAGCCGCCGUCCAACCUGGAGCAGGUGGUGUCGAGGUGCGGCUCCUGCGGGGGGGGAAGGACGUUUGAGUUGCAGCUGAUGCCGGCGCUGGUCAGUCUGCUGCGGGAGGAGCGGGACAGCAGCAACGGGGGAGGAGGGAGUGCAGAGGUGGAGCUGGAGUUCGGGACGGUGCUGGUCUACACCUGCACUAACAGCUGCUGGACGAGCGGAUCAGACUCACCUGUGGAAGAGUUCUGCUUCGUUCAGAUGGAUCCGGACCAGCAGCUGUUUAAAUGACUCAGACCCACUUUAGUCUUUUAUUUUGAAAUUUGUGCAAUAAAACAGAAAACAAGUCAUAAAAAAAAUAAG
Scomber japonicus (chub mackerel) is the source of this 1226-nucleotide messenger RNA. RefSeq names its product programmed cell death 2-like (gene pdcd2l). NCBI's taxonomy places the organism in Eukaryota, Metazoa, Chordata, Actinopteri, Scombriformes, Scombridae. The record is from RefSeq and is a predicted model, not a curated record. Gene Ontology annotation, cellular component: cytoplasm. Bases 9 to 1154 code for a protein of 381 amino acids. The transcript is spliced from 2 exons.